GCGCGCUCCGUUCGCAGUACGAUCGUACGAUUUACUGACGAACCGGAACGGUACGUCGUGCUUGGACAGUCUGGCCAACUAGCGACACCGCUUCCUACAUAGUUCUUCGUGUUGAAAAAAAAAAAAUACAAAUCGACAUUUUUACCCUCCCGAACGUUCAAUUAAAUCAAACGAAGCUUUUUUAUUUCGUACCUUCCGGAACGCUCGUUUUUAUGGAUGACGGAAGACGUCGCGAUCUAUAAUCUUCCGGAUCACGCGCUCGAUCUCGAAGUACCGCGCGCGCGGUACUUCCUGAGCGAUGUAUCUACCCCCUUCUCCCAUUUUCUCCCGCCCACCAGUUCACCCAUAUCCCACCAGAUGUCGCAAGCCUACAUGCGCUGCAGUACACUCGUUUGCGAACGCUCCAGCGCAGUUUCGCGGGUACUCCAUUUUUUGCUAACCUAAAUGCCCUCCUAGAACUCGCUGCUUUAACCCUAUUUAUUCAAGAAAUGACGUAUAAGCGAAGGAAAAAUGUCAGGGGCGAUGGGCAUCUGAAAAAAAGUUGGAGAACGAAGAGACGCACGAAGGAUCUCGACGAGAUCGACGAAGAUAUUAAAGACGAAAACGCAAAGAAACUUUUGAAUCAAGAAAUCGAUCUCGACAAACCCGGCGCCGCACAGCAUUACUGCGUUCAUUGCGCUCGCUACUUUAUCAAUGAACGGUCGUUGGACGAUCACUUUCGCACGAAAGUUCACAAACGCAGAUUGAAAGCACUCGAGCUCGAGCCUUACACCAUCGAAGAAUCGGAACGUGCCGCAGGACACGGAAAUUGGCAAGUGGCCAAAAAGCGCAAGAUCGAAACCUUGAAAGCUUCUGAUGUCGAAGGAAUGGAUGCCGACACAGACUGCCUCUCCAAUUCUAAAAUUGUGAGGACAGAAUAGGCUAA
This is a messenger RNA of Venturia canescens, 925 nucleotides long. Its product is annotated as zinc finger protein 593 homolog. Lineage: Eukaryota; Metazoa; Arthropoda; Insecta; Hymenoptera; Ichneumonidae. Gene Ontology annotation, molecular function: zinc ion binding; nucleic acid binding. The record is from RefSeq and is a predicted model, not a curated record. The transcript has 3 exons. Bases 489 to 920 code for a protein of 143 amino acids.